GUCCAUACUUGAAACCAUUCUCAGUCUGGCAUAUCCUUACUAAAAGCUUUUUUUAUUAUUAUCAUUAUUAUAUAUUCAUUAAAUAGAACAUUGAAUUGCUAAUAAAAAUUAUCUGAUUUAAUAAAUACCCCUUGUUUUGCCUGAUAUCUAAAUUUUUCUGACCGCCACGAACACUGCUGUUUUGAAUUAUCUCCGUACCCCUUUAUUCAUUUCUACCUGUGGAUGUCUACCUACGGGCUUCAGAGUACUAUAUCAUGUAAAUGUUAUGAUUGUUCAUAUCUCACAAUAUAAUAAGUUUAAAUGAAAAUUAUAGACUAUUAUAGCGAACGUUGUAGAUUUUCAUUGUUACAACAAACCAUAAUUCAAUAUGAAACCUAGUGGCGUGUAAAAUUUUAAAUGACUGAAUAUUUAAGUAGAGAAUUUAGGCACACAAACAACUAUAUAUUUGGUUUGAAAUAUAAACAGAAAUAUAACUAUGUUGAUUCGAAAUACUUCAUAUCUAAUUACUUUUGUGUAAUAUAAACUAAGCUGUAAUUUUCUUUUUUCUUUUUCUUUUUCGUUACAAUUUAGCAUGUCUAGUCAGUAUACGACAUUUCUAAAUUGUGUUUAUCGCUUGAAAGAAAAAACAACAACAAAAAACACUUAGUUGAUGUCGCAAAUACUCAAACUUUCAAAAAUUAACUGCUUUAUCAUUUUGCUUAAGUAUAUCUUGCCGUCAUCUGUGAUACCCAAAUUGACUGAAUGGGGAAAUAUAGAUAAGAAAUAUGCAGUGCAAACAGAAAAAUGUCAUGCAUAUGACAUGAGAAAUCCUUGCUCGAGAUCAGAUUGCAGGUUGCAUUGCAUUUAUAAUUCUAUAAAUAUACUUUAAUCGAUUUUAUUUAAUUCCAGAUCGAUCAUCUUGCCCAAGGGGAUAGUGUCUUUCUUUAGGUUUAAAUUCAUGUUAAAUUUCUUUAUUCAAAAACUUAACAACCCACUCGACCAUAAUGCCUGCUCAUCAACUAACAUAAAAUGAAAAUAAAUCAAACAUCAUUUUGUUGUAGACCACAGAUUUAUCAUACAAUUUUCCGCGAUUUCAAUGAAAUAAGCGACACAAAUCAAAUUAUAUCUUCGUAGAAUUUCAAGUGAGGCUAACUAAACCUCGGAAUACCACCGAGCAAUCAUCAAAUGUACAAUCCUACUAGAAAAUAUCCAAUUUAUUACAAAUACACAAUUUAUUGUAUCAUUCAAAUAACUACAUGAAAAUUAUUACUUUUUUCAAUCAAGAAUGUAUCGUCUACAUGGGUAUUGGUAAACUGGUGAAAACGAAAUACUUUGCUUGAGUUUGAAUACACUGCAAUGACUAACGAGAAAGAAGAAAAAGAAAAAGAAGCUCUUACCGAGCCCGACCAUGUUCAUGGUCUUCCAGACGAUCGAGAUGAUUUCAGUGAUUUAGAUACAGGCUGGGCGUGGAUGGUAUUGCUAGCAAGUUUUGGAACAUUCUUUCUGAUUGGAAAUUCCAUGUAUGCAGUUGGAAUAAUUCAUUCGUCUUUGUUGGAUAGAUAUGGCGAGAAAGUGACACUGACGUCUUGGGCGGGAGCAUUGCACACUGCACUGAUGUCCUUAGGAGGUCCGCUGUCGACGGUAGUAAUCGACCGGUUUAGUUGCAGGACUGCAAUCACUGCUUCUGGAAUGUUCUUUGUUGUUGGCUACCUAGGAACAGCAUUUGCAGAGACCAUCGAGACGGCAAUAUUUACUUGUGGCAUACUAGCAGGUACGGGUGCCGCGCUUGGCUACACAGCUGCCAUGGUUGCUGUCGGGUUUAACUUCAGGAGGAGACGAAAUUUAGCACUUGGUAUUGCAGUAUCAGGUGUCGGAGCAGGAUUGUUCGUUUUAGCGCCAUUAAUGCAGUUGUCACGUGAAUUUUACGGACCAAUGGGAUUCUUUAUCAUUCUGGCGGCAAUGACGGCUAAUAUAGUAACAUUUGGCCAGUUGUGUUUUCCAAGUAAGUUGGAAUUACAUACGCAAAGGAGAAGAAAACUAGAUUCAUUUCGAUCAACUGACAGUCAGAACUGUUUCACUUCAUUUAAACCAUAUCUAAAUGUUGUCACCAAUAAGGGGAUGGUUUGUUUAUUUUUCUCCAUGUUCUUUUAUUGCCUUGGUACUUAUCUAGUGUAUCUACAUCUACCUACUUUCAUUGUUACAAAGGGUUUUACUGCAGUACAAGCGUCAUUUCUGGUAUCACUAUCUGGAAUAUUAUCUUUAUUUGGUCGCUUGUUGACCGGCAUGGUUGCAAACCUUAAUCGAAUCAACGACACUGUUUUGUAUUCCGGAUCAAUGGGUAUAGUAGGAAUAGCUUCAUUUAUUUAUCCAUUCACGGCGAAUUAUUUCACUGGUCAUGUGAUAUAUACAGUUCUACUUGGACUUUUCUUUGGUAGUUGCUAUGUUUCAAUAACUGCCGUGAGCCUAAAAUUCGUAGAAAUAAGCUAUGUUGCAGCUGCUAUUGGACUUCAGUUCUGCUUUGGAGGUAUUGGUGCUAUCGUCGGACCUGUAUGUGCAGGUAUUGUAGUAGACGCAGGUGGGACAUAUGAACUAUCAUUAAUUGUUGCAGCUGUUUGUAUUGUACUAGGAAUGACGUUUAGUGCGGUCACCAUGUGCUGUAAAGAAACGAAUAACGAUGCGAUAUUACACAUAGAGGAAACAAUAGAAAUUCCAGAGAAACACCCAAAUAACAGUGCAACAUUACAUGAAGAAGACAAGGGAAGCUUCUUAAAACACUGUCAGAAUGGUAGCGGAAUAGAUGUAAAAAUUUCGGAGUAAAUAGUGGAUUUCUUCACAACACUUACACUGCCUGCUCGAUUUUUUUUAUAUAAUAAUUGUAUAAUUUGCGGCUGUAAUUGUUUAUUGAUAAUUAGAAUAUAGUUUACAGUUCA
Messenger RNA from Mercenaria mercenaria, 2909 nucleotides. Its product is annotated as monocarboxylate transporter 9-like. The coding region runs from base 1336 to 2796 and encodes 486 amino acids. Gene Ontology annotation, biological process: monocarboxylic acid transport; transmembrane transport. NCBI's taxonomy places the organism in Eukaryota, Metazoa, Mollusca, Bivalvia, Venerida, Veneridae. The transcript has 6 exons. The record is from RefSeq and is a predicted model, not a curated record. Gene Ontology annotation, molecular function: monocarboxylic acid transmembrane transporter activity.